AUGAACAAUUCAAAUCGUUAUCAUUCAAAUGAUCCAAAUUAAUAACUUCAAUACAAUCAACCAUUUUCAAAUUAACAAAAUCCUUUUGAUCCUAAUAAUAAUUAGUAAUAACAAUUAGUACAUUAAAUUGGAAACAUGAAUCAUGUUGCAUUAAACAAUCCAUAUGAGACUGAUUACAAAGGAUUAGUAAGCUCUGCUAAUUCCACUAUUAGAGCUGGAUUUAUUGCAAAAGUCUAUGCAAUCAUGAGCUUUUAACUUGCAAUUACAUUUCUGUUAAUUUUAGCAUCCUAUUAUUUUUAAAAUGUUAGAAAUCUCAUAAUUGUUAUCAAUCCAGAAUCUGUUUAAUAUACGCCAUUCACUAUAUUUUGCUUUUUUAUUGCCCUGGUUGUAGAAAUUGCAAUCUUUUGUUGCAGAAAAGUCUCAAGAAGAGUUAUUAUUUUUUUAAACAUAUUUAGGUACCCCUAAAUUACAUAUUGCUCAUCAUCUUUACUUUAUGUUUUAGUACUCUUGUAGCUGCUCCUUGUAUUGUUUGCUUUUAAUUAUUAUCAAAUGGAGGUAAAUUAUCAAUUUUCAAUAUUUCAAGUUUAAUUAGUAAUAAUUGCAGCAGCAAUUACCUUGAUAAUAACUGUAUUGCUUACAACUUAUGCAUGGCAGACUAAAACCGAUUACUCAGCUUCAGGUUGAAUAAUUUAUUUAUUUAAAGGUCAGUUUUGUUUUAUUUUAAGCAUAAGCUUAUUGAUGAUGUGCAUUAUCGGUUUAUUUAUUAGAAAUAUUUGGUUCCAAUUGUUUAUUUGUACUGUGAGUAUAAUCAUUUAUGGAGGCUAUAUAAUUUAUGAUACAUAACUUAUUGUUGGAAAUCAUGUAAUUUUUUUUUUAUUAAUAUAUAGUCUAAUUACUUAACUGUAGAUGAUUAUAUUAUUGGUGCUAUGUUAUUAUAUAUCGAUAUUGUGAUCCUGUUUCUAAGAAUACUUGAAAUUUUAAUGAUUAUUUUUGGAAAAAACUGAUGAAUUAAAUACAUCAAGG
Paramecium sonneborni is the source of this 1023-nucleotide messenger RNA. The record is from the annotation of a GenBank genome assembly. NCBI's taxonomy places the organism in Eukaryota, Ciliophora, Oligohymenophorea, Peniculida, Parameciidae.